GUCGUUCCACCAUUUUCAGUUCAAGCACUUCAAAAAAAUACUAUUACUCUAGAGCCUAAGUUUAAAAAGAAAUUCGUUAUCGAUCGCCACAACUCAUCAAAGACAGCCACUUCAUUUCGAAUGUAUUACGACCGUGGUGAUUUGCCCAUAAAAAUGGAGUACUUAAUCGGUGGUGAUAAAAUCAGUUGGACAGUUGACAUCGAUAAGCUGGAUUAUAGUCUUUACCUUCCGCUGUUCUUUGACGGCUUAUCAGAAACUCAACAUCCAUAUAAAACAUUCGCACGGCAAGGCGUUCAAGAUCUCUUAUCCAACGGUGGUGAUAAAAUCUACGCGAUUAUCCCCCAACUUAUAAUUCCCAUAAAAAAUGCUCUCAAUACGAAGAACAUUGAAGUCAUGUGCACAACGUUGAAAAUCAUUCAACAGUUGGUCAAUGCAUCGGAUUUAAUAGGACCUGGUCUGGUGCCAUUCUAUAGACAACUCCUGCCGGUUUUCAAUGCUUAUAAAAUCAGGAACAUAAACAUCUAUGAUGCUAUCGAUUACGGUCAAAAGAACAACCUUAAUUUGGGUGAUUUAAUUGAUGAAACCCUUCAAUGUUUGGAGAAGCAUGGAGGCGAAGACGCGUUCAUUAACAUCAAAUAUCUCGUACCCACUUAUGAGUCUACAUUUAUUAAUUAAGAUAGUUUGUUAAUCAUUGAAUUGUUUGUAGAACUUCUCAGCUGUGGAAUUUAAUGGUUAUUAACGCCCAGCUUUUUCUCUAUAUCAAGGAACUUCACAGAUAGUUUUUAAUUAAAUUUAUGAAGUUUCCACUUUUUUAGCUUUCAUCGGAUUUUAUUCUGUUUCCCUCUUUCUCUCUCUUUGUUUUGUUUUUAUCUGUGCCAAUUUUUAUUCCAUGAACACAAAUAGAUUAUGAUAAAAUUUUUGCUUUAAAGUAAAUAUGUUUUUAGUUGUGGAAAGAUAAAGUCAAACUUUUAAAUAACAACGAGAAAUUUGCGAUGUUGGCAAUUAAAUUUUGGUGUUUCAAUUUGGUUUUUUAUUGCAGCAGAAGAUAAACAUUUUUUUCCGUGAAUUAAAAGAUCUUUAUUUUUUAAUCAGAUUUUUUAAUGAAGUUUAAAACAAAUUGAGGAUCUGAAUGAGUUUAAUUUUGACAAAAAAUAUAUUUGAUGCUCUUCGAAACAUCGC
This is a messenger RNA of Clunio marinus, 1179 nucleotides long. NCBI's taxonomy places the organism in Eukaryota, Metazoa, Arthropoda, Insecta, Diptera, Chironomidae. The record is from the annotation of a GenBank genome assembly.